Molecule: messenger RNA, 2486 nt
Organism: Cyphomyrmex costatus
Lineage: Eukaryota; Metazoa; Arthropoda; Insecta; Hymenoptera; Formicidae
Product: thrombospondin type-1 domain-containing protein 4
Exons: 14
Coding region: 1-2100 (699 amino acids)
Biological process (GO): extracellular matrix organization; proteolysis
Cellular component (GO): extracellular matrix
Molecular function (GO): metalloendopeptidase activity
Source: RefSeq, a predicted model, not a curated record
AUGUCGACAAUCUUUUGCGACAUUCUGGAAUAUGUUCGUCACCGAACAGCAUGUGUCGAGCUUACGCGACAGUUCACCGGUGCAAUGACAUUAUCACGAGAAACUAUCGCAUUUCAAGUGCGGAAAGAAAAGUGUAUACCGUUCUACCGGAAGCUGCAGCGAGAUGCGUUGACAGUGAAGCCGCAAGAGCGAAAAUCCGUCAAGAUGCAAUCACUCGUCCUUCCCUUUUUGCUGCUAUCUUUAACGUGUGGCGUAAGAUUUGGCAACGGUCAUCUGAUAGAUGGCAUUUUCACGGAACCAACUUUACAACCGGGUUACAAUUUGGUGGCAGUGGUCCCACGUGGCGCCUUGGCACUGAACGUGACCGAACUCCGUCGUACGCAAAAUUAUCUUGCAAUUAGAUUGCAAGAUGGCAGCUACCUGUUAAACGGAAAUAAUUUUAUUAAUUGGUCCGGCGAAUAUAAAGGAGCCGGAACUACAGUCGUUUACCGUCGUCAAAGUCCUCAGAAUUUAGAAAGCUUUUCUGCCGCGGGACCAUUACAGGAACCCAUAGACAUCAUGGUUUUAUACCAGGAACCGAAUCCUGGUAUUGUUUAUCGAUAUCGAAUUCCUGGAAAUACAAAUUUACCGAGAAGCAAUCAUUUCCCGCAUAAUGCAGUUUCCAAUAAAGGCGUUGAGCAUAGUUUACAAAAUAAAAGAUUUGAAAAUGGACUAACGAUGAGUAAUGUAACAUCGCUACCGUAUUCACCACGACGUUACAGAAAAAGAAAAUUCAUCUGGAAAGCAAUUGGUCACGGCGAGUGUAGUAAAUCAUGUGGUGGAGGUGUACAGGUACUCAGACACGUGUGUAUCAAAGAGCACACACAGCAGCCCGUACCGGAAAAGAAAUGCCAUGGGAUAGAAAAGCUGCAUGAAAUUCAUCUCAAAUGUAAUACUAUGCCAUGUCCUCCCAGAUGGCGAGGCGGACCAUGGAGUGACUGUUCUACUUCUUGCGGUACUGGGGUUCGUACACGAGAACUCGAGUGUGUACAGGAAGUAAAAACGUCGUUAACGAUGAGAAUUGCUGAUGGCGCCUGCACAGAAUUGAGAAAUCUGCCGACAAGCGAAGUGUGUGAGAUGCCAGCAUGCGAGGAGAUUAGACCAACGUCGACGCAGACAUCUCUUCAAUCAUCGACUUCUCAAUGGACCGUUGGUAUUUGGUCUCAGUGUUCCGUGUCCUGUGGCAUGGGAAAAAGAACGAGGAUCGUAACUUGUGCUACUGAAGAUAUUCCAUGUGAUCUCUUAGAAAAACCUGAGGCAUAUGAAACAUGCGAUUCAGGAUCGUGUCCCGUGAAAUCAACGCCACUAAACGUUGUUUCUGCGAAGCUUCAGAGCCCGCAGUGGUUAUUCACUGAGUGGUCUAAUCAGUGUUCGGCAGAAUGUGGAACUGGUGUUCAGACUAGGAGAGUUCUUUGCGAAACAAACUCUAACGAAGAACGUUGCAAUGAAUCAAGUCGACCUGAGAUUUCCAGAGAUUGUUCGAGUAACAGAACUUGCAGUGGUCAGUGGUUCACAGGACCGUGGACGGAGUGUUCUUCAAGUUGCGAUGAAGGUGAGCAAGUUAGAGACGUUGUAUGUGUUACAACCCUUCGAGGUUCUUUACGUGUUGUCUUAGACAUGAAUUGUCCUGCGAAUAAACCGGAGAUUAGAAAAUCAUGCAGAGAGCGUACCUGCACCUCUGAUUGGUUUACAUCAGAUUGGACGCUGUGUUCACGAUCUUGCGGUAAAGAUAUUCAGAAACGCGAAGUCCGAUGUCUAAAUUCGGAUGGUCAAUUACCUGAAUCAUAUCAGCUUCACUGCCGAGAAGAGGAUCGACCAGUAUCUCGAAGGAUAUGUAACGAUUAUGUUUGUAGAGACGAUUUACACGUGCCUGAAAAUUCUCACAAGGUUCUUCAAGUUCAUGAUGAUCCCGAGAUAACGAAUGGUGUCGAAGACAAUCCAGUUUGUAAAGACAAAAUGGCUAACUGCAAUUUAGUCACGCAAGCUCGGCUAUGCUCUUAUCAAUUUUAUAAAGAAUCUUGCUGUCUGUCGUGUUCUCGAGGCAAGCAGGAUUUUGAAUAGAAAUCCUCCCGACAAUCAUGCUCAUUAUGACUUUGUAAUACAAAAAACUGCCUUCAGUAGUUUCCUGUUAUAGUAUAUAUCGCCAAUUAUAACUCUAUUUUUAUCGUCUAUUGGUACAAAUAAUUUUUAAUAAUUGAUAGAUAAAACUUUUGUACGUUUUUUAUGUAUAGAAGUGUAGAUAUACACGUUGCAGAGCAAUUUAACAUGAUUUCGUCAAUAACUUUAUAUAAAAAAGAUGUUUGAUAAAGAAACAAAAGAGACUGAGAUCGCGUAUUGCCGUUAUUGUGCAAUUGCCGAUUUGUUGUAAUGAUCUGACGGAGCAAUUAAAUCCGCACUGUUCUCGCAUAACAAUAUAUAUACAUUUAUACAUUCAACAUUAAUAAAUA